GAGCGCAGCCGUUCAAAGCCCGGUGGUGCGGCGCGGGCGCUGGAGGGCCGGUCCGGGGAUGCGCACCCAGCCCCGGAGCCAGGCUGGCACGGCUCGCUGAAGGCGCCCCUGGCUGGGCCCGCGCGGGGACGGGUGCCCGGCCUGACUGAGCGACGCGUUUGUCCUUUUCUCUUUGUGUGCCAAGGUGUCCCUCGGCGGGCGCGAUGCAGAGGGCGGCGGCGCUGGUCCGGCGGGGCUGCAGCGCCCGCGCCCCCGGGUCCUGGGGCCGCAGCCGGAGCAGCGCGGCCGCCGAGGCCCCGGCCGUGCUCAAGGUGCGGCCCGAGCGCGGCCGGCGCGAGCGCAUCCUCACGCUCGAGUCCAUGAACCCGCAGGUGAAGGCCGUGGAGUACGCGGUGCGGGGACCCAUCGUGCUCAAGGCCGGCGAGAUCGAGCUGGAGCUGCAGCGGGGUAUCAAAAAACCAUUCACUGAGGUCAUCCGAGCCAACAUUGGGGACGCCCAGGCCAUGGGCCAGCAGCCAAUUACCUUCCUUCGACAGGUGAUGGCACUCUGCACCUACCCAAACCUGUUGGACAGCCCCAGCUUCCCGGAAGAUGCUAAGAAACGAGCCCGGCGGAUCCUGCAGGCUUGUGGCGGGAACAGCCUGGGGUCUUACAGUGCUAGCCAGGGCGUCAACUGCAUCCGUGAAGACGUGGCGGCCUACAUCACCAGGCGAGAUGGUGGCGUGCCUGCGGACCCAGACAACAUUUUCCUGACCACCGGGGCUAGCGACGGCAUUUCUACGAUUCUGAAGAUCCUCGUGUCUGGGGGCGGCAAGUCACGGACGGGCGUGAUGGUCUCCGUCCCGCAGUACCCCCUCUACUCUGCGGUCAUCUCUGAGCUCGACGCCGUCCAGGUGCACUACUACCUGGACGAGGAGAACUGCUGGGCCCUGAGCGUGAACGAGCUCCGGCGGGCAGUGCGGGAAGCCAAAGACCACUGCGACCCCAAGGUGCUCUGCAUCAUCAACCCUGGAAACCCCACAGGCCAGGUACAAAGCAGAAAGUGCAUAGAAGAUGUGAUUCACUUUGCUUGGGAAGAGAAGCUCUUUCUCCUGGCCGAUGAGGUGUACCAGGACAACGUGUACUCCCCAGACUGCAGAUUCCACUCCUUCAAGAAGGUGCUCUAUGAGAUGGGGCCCGAGUACUCCAGCAGUGUGGAGCUGGCCUCCUUCCACUCCACCUCCAAGGGCUACAUGGGCGAGUGUGGCUACAGAGGGGGCUACAUGGAGGUGAUCAACCUGCACCCCGAAAUCAAGGGCCAGCUGGUAAAGCUGCUCUCAGUGCGUCUGUGUCCACCAGUGUCUGGACAGGCUGCCAUGGACAUCGUCGUGAACCCCCCGGUGCCAGGAGAGGAGUCCUUUGAGCAGUUCAGCAGGGAGAAGGAGUCGGUCCUGGGUGACCUGGCCAGAAAAGCAAAGCUGACAGAAGACCUGUUCAACCAAGUCCCGGGGAUCCACUGCAACCCCUUGCAGGGCUCCAUGUACGCCUUCCCUCGAGUCUUCAUCCCUCCCAAGGCCGUGGAGGCGGCUCAGGCCCACAAAAUGGCCCCAGACAUGUUCUACUGCAUGAAGCUCCUGGAGGAGACUGGCAUCUGCGUUGUGCCCGGCAGCGGCUUCGGGCAGAGGGAGGGCACCUACCACUUCAGGAUGACCAUCCUCCCUCCCGUGGAGAAGCUGAAGACGGUGCUCCAGAAGGUGAAGGACUUUCACAUGAAGUUCCUGGAGAAGUACGCGUGAGGCGCCUCAGGCCCACGCGGGGAGACCCCGGCCUCGGCCCUUCCCGCUGCCCACCCCGCGGGCUGGACUCGCCUCCCCGUGGCUCUGCCUGGGGCCUCCAGAGGCCCCUGGUCGCUCGCACCAUCGCUCUGCCCCAGGGGACUUCUUGCUUUGUGCCUUGACCUUGGGAGCGCUUCUCUUCUGGGCAAGCGAACGCGCGAUGUCGCGGAGAUCUCGUUUUAUUUGAUACAACCGCAGUAGAGGGAACUUGCUCCGCAGAUGUGGCCAGGGUUCUCUGAAUAUGUCACUGUUUUUGCUUUGGGGUUUUAGACAACCAGGGUGUAUUGGGUGAGAGUACAGAUCUGGAGAAAACAAUCAGGUGUUGGGAAAUGUAUGACUUAGCCAUGGUGAGGACUGGAAACCCGAAACUCACCAACGUGAUCUGUGAAAUAAAACCCUCAGCGGUGUGAAAAUCUAGUCCUUGGAGUGGGAGAGCCUGGAAGUCCACCGGGGGCUCAGUGAGGGUCCACCCUUCUGGCCUGGAGACAGGCACCUGUCUCAGGAACGGGAAGGGCAGCAGCACAGAGGGACAGGUGCCAGACUAAGCUGUGGCAGACACGGGCUGCGGCCAAGGUCACAGGGUCCUGCGGGGCUGCGGGUUGAACCUCUUCUGAGCAACAGAGCGGGUGGUGAGAGCUGCGUACACAGGCUCUGGAGGUGGAGGGCUCUCAAACAUGCUUCGGCUGGGACCCCUGUCUGAGAGGUCUCCCCAGAUCCCAGGGACAGAGGCGCCCAGCAGUGCCGCAGGCGCGGAUCUGUCCUGCUGAUUCCCCAGUGACAGCUCUGGACCAAGGGCUCACUCGAGCCUUUACACACAUCGUCCCCUGCGGGUAGCAGCAGGGACAAGGAAGGACUGGAAAUGUCCUAAUCUGGGCAGGGAGUCCUCAAGGACCUGAUCAACAGUCAAGCCCCUGCAGUUGCUCAAAUUGCUUCAAAACUGAGUUCGAGCUGUUGCCUUGCUCUUGAUUGGUAGAAGUGCCUGGUAGCUCGGCUGCUGUGGGGAAGUAGUGAGAUCUGACUCGGAAUUUAUUAAAGUGUUUUAAUGCAAA
Molecule: messenger RNA, 2863 nt
Organism: Microcebus murinus (gray mouse lemur)
Lineage: Eukaryota; Metazoa; Chordata; Mammalia; Primates; Cheirogaleidae
Gene: GPT2
Product: glutamic--pyruvic transaminase 2
Biological process (GO): biosynthetic process
Molecular function (GO): transaminase activity; pyridoxal phosphate binding
Source: RefSeq, a predicted model, not a curated record